AUGCUGCUGCAGCAGGCGUCAUCGUCUCCAGGUCCUAGCGGCACUGCCAGCCCGAAGUUAACUCCGAGUCCAAGGCCCAACCCUAGUCCCAACUUCAGUGCACGAUUCACAGGCAGCCCUUUAAGCGAUGGAGCCUCAAGUUCUAAUAGCCCAAAAUUGGGAACGUAUAGCCCAAAAUUUGGAGCAAGUCCAAAAUAUGGAAGUCCUAGAAUGGGGGGAAGUCCCAGGUUCGAAGGCAAAGGCGCUUUGGAAGACGAGGUGGCGUUGGAGAGACUUCAGACAGAAUUGAAAGAAGGCUGGACGGUUCACACAGGAAGGGAUGGCAGACUGUAUUAUUGCAAG
This is a messenger RNA of Brenthis ino (lesser marbled fritillary), 342 nucleotides long. The record is from the annotation of a GenBank genome assembly. NCBI's taxonomy places the organism in Eukaryota, Metazoa, Arthropoda, Insecta, Lepidoptera, Nymphalidae.